AGAAGAUCGGCGUGUGGCACUUGGGUAGUGUUACUUGUCAGAUCGACGGAUGUGUGGAGUGGACGACGAGUAGAAUAGACCGAUUUUGACCUAAAAAGUGUAAGUUGUACGUUCAAUCUUGCGUUUUUUUUUGGAUCGUUGAAUAGCACUUUUAUUUGUCUAAACCAAUAGGAGAGUAAUCAAAAUUCGCUUUAAAGGAUUCGAGAUAAGAAGAAAUACGUUAAAAUAUGUCAAAAAUUUAACACAAGAAUUUCUACACAAAAAUUCAUUUCAAUAUAAAAAAUGUUUUUUAUUGUGUUUAGUAUAUUAAAAAAUUAACAAGAAUUUGUACUUGGAUCGAUUUCAACACGAAUACAAAAUGAUUUUUAAUGUGUAAUAAUGAACAAACAUGUUUCGAUCGGAAAAAACAGAACUUUUGAUUCUUAUAACCGAAUUUAUUUCACAGGGAUUAGAAAUUUUGUUCGUUCAUUGUCAGGUUAAUUCAGUCAAACUUUUCUCCGUAUACAAUGAUAAGAAGUAGAAAUACGAGAAAAAUGAUUAGAAUUUACUCAAAACAGUAUUUUAUAUAAAAUACAAUAUGAAAAAAAUGUAACUUUUAAAAAAAUUAUAUUGUUGCUGCCACAAUAUAACAAAAAAUUUAGAUUAAUCUGUGCAAAUGUAAUGGUUAAAAUUCAGUACAAAAUAUUUGCUUCAUAAAUGUAAUUAAAAGAAUUGCAAAGUCUCUAUAAAUUGAUUGUCUCACGUGAUGACACGACAGUGACAUGGAAAUUUAUUUGCGCUUUUUUAUCUCGCUUACUUCUCACAUCUUCUGCUCGGAUUCUAGGCUUUAAUCGUAUCACGUCGAUUUUAAGCUUUCAAGAGUUCAGUGAAAUGCCCUAAAAUAGCAAGGCAUUUAUAUUUGAGGAUCUUAUUUGGAUAUUGUUUAUCGUGACUCUCUUUCCCCCUUCUUGACGGUUUGCUCCUGUUAUCCGUCGCGAGUUUCGCGAGGAAGUCUCGUGCUAUUCUUUGCGACGGAGAUCAAUCUCGCGUCGCAGUGUUCGGUUCACGAGCAAUAUCGACGGACUCGUCCUUGAACUCCCGCACGAGCGAGUGCGUUCAGUAACACAACGGUGAUCCCAUUCUGUCGCAAUAUCGUCGCGCGGAAUCACGGGAACGGAUCGGAACACGAGUGAGAAACCGUCGAGAAAUAUCGGCGAACCAAAAUAGUAAAGUCGACGGGUAAAAUAGAAUCGCGUUGUACCUCCAGAGCGAGUCGCCCGUUUGAUUAAUUCUUCACCAAGCACGCGUCCGUCUUUUAUCUGGGGACACGAGUUUCCGAUGACUGACGCGCACAGCGAGCACCAAUCGUCGUGGGAGAAAAGCCGAUUUGUCCUUCGGUGUGUUUCACAGAAAUUUCACCCGCGAGUCUGACUCUACUUGAACGCAUUAAACAUUAUUUUAACAACUAUUGCGUCGCUGUGAGUUGCACCGUGAUGCCAGAAGAUGCUACAGAUGACGACGUUGUUUUCACAUUGUCACUUGAGUUUGGACGGUAGAUCCUGCAAGGACGAGAUCUACAGGAUGAGCAUCGGGGCCGCGUACAGCGAAGGCAAUUUGAACUUCGCCACGGCCUCGGAGGAUGACGAAGUUUACACGAAGAAGAAGGUCUCCAGGCAAGAUCCGAUGUCACACAGGAUCAUCGAGAAGCGCAGGAGAGAUCGUAUGAACAACUGCUUAGCUGACCUCAGCAGACUCAUACCAGCGGAGUAUCUGAAGAAGGGCCGAGGCAGGGUUGAGAAAACUGAGAUCAUCGAGAUGGCGAUCCGCCAUAUGAAGCAUCUUCAGGGCGUUCGACAAGACACCAAGCAUUCGCCGGUGACGCCGGUGCACGCCCAUCCCGAGGACAGCGUGGACAGCAUAUCGCACUCGACCGCGGCGUCCUCGGCCGCGGAGCACUAUCGGCUGGGCUUUCAGGAGUGCUUGAGCGAGACGAUGCAUUUUCUCGUGGAGGUCGAGGGCUUCUUCGCGAGGGACUCCCUCUGCGUGCAGCUCAUCAACCACCUGCAGCAGCACUGCGACAAGAUCUUAGCCACGAGUGACCGACUAGGCUUCCCCCAUCACGAGCUGCCGGUAUCGAACGGCAGCGCGAUCAACGGCGCCGGCUACGCGCACACGAGCAUUCCGACGAUCUGCCAACCGAACGGCCACUCGGACCACGGCUCGAGCUCGUCCGGCGUGAGCUCGUUCGGCGACCCCGAGCGUCCGCUGCGGCCUGCGCUCGUGCCGCCGCCGACGAUCGUCAGCGACGACAGCAACCACAGCAGCCACUCGCACAGCACGCCGCCCACGGCCUCGUCGUGCCGGCCAGCCAACUACAAGUUCAAGAGCUCGAUUAAGCAGAGGUUCUCGGCGGAGCGGGUCAAGUCGAGCUCACCGCCCGUGGCCGGCCUCGGCGGCGGUUGCGGCCUGGACAAGCCGAUAUCGUCAUCAUCGUCGUCACAUGGAGUGCCGAUCUUCGCCCUGCACGAAGCUGGCUCCUUCUACGUGCCGUUGACGGUCGAGGCGUCCUUGGUUAGGCCGCACCUCAGCUUCAUUCCGGACACCGGGCCCGACACGGUCCUCCACCCAGUUACGAUAUCGGUCAACUUCAACCACUCGACGCCGCCAGCGUGGUCGCAACACCACAGCCCGAUUCAUCAGCAUCAAACAUAAUAGACAGGGGGAGAGAGAAAAAGAGAGAUACAGAGAGAAAGAGAGAUCAGACGUGCUUUGUCGUCCGGAUUCUCGAUGGUGAAACCGGCAUCGUGUCUGUAGCGUUUUUCGCCGAGAAUCACGAUGCGGUUUGUGGCUCCUCCUCUUACUCUGUUAGCUGCGAUGAACGCGACGAGAGCCGCCUGUGUGCGACUAAUUAGCACCAUCCGUGCCGAAGUCCCGUUUCCGUCGUCGAGAAUACCACUCGGAAACGUCAUGGACCAUCGGCGUCGAGGAGUCGAAGACGUUGGUUAAACACGUUGAAUGCCGCGGUGACUUCCGUCAGCUGUAUGUAAAAACUUAUAUCCGAUGAUUGAAUCAUUAAAGGUAAACAAAGUCUCGUUCGGGACGCAUAUAUUUUCGCUUUGUUUCAUCAACUGCUUAUUGGCUGCACAAUCGAUUUCUCGAAUGUAAUUAAUUAAACUCUAGACGCAACUCAAUGAGACGCGACAGUGCCACCGGCGACUGUCACGGCAUACAACGUGUUAAACGAUAGACUUUCUCCAGCGCUCGUCGACGAGUUUUUGCGGUCAUGCUCGUGCA
Odontomachus brunneus is the source of this 3273-nucleotide messenger RNA. It is a transcript of the gene cwo, whose product is annotated as hairy/enhancer-of-split related with YRPW motif protein 1-like. The record is from RefSeq and is a predicted model, not a curated record. NCBI's taxonomy places the organism in Eukaryota, Metazoa, Arthropoda, Insecta, Hymenoptera, Formicidae. Gene Ontology annotation, molecular function: protein dimerization activity; DNA-binding transcription factor activity, RNA polymerase II-specific; RNA polymerase II cis-regulatory region sequence-specific DNA binding. Bases 1483 to 2691 code for a protein of 402 amino acids. Gene Ontology annotation, cellular component: nucleus. Gene Ontology annotation, biological process: regulation of neurogenesis; regulation of transcription by RNA polymerase II; regulation of circadian rhythm. The transcript is spliced from 5 exons.